Meloidogyne enterolobii is the source of this 2178-nucleotide messenger RNA. NCBI's taxonomy places the organism in Eukaryota, Metazoa, Nematoda, Chromadorea, Rhabditida, Meloidogynidae. The record is from the annotation of a GenBank genome assembly.
AUGAUUGCUAAAUUAAAAAAUCCAGCAACAACAACAAUAAUUACCGAUAAUUUAGUCAAAAAUAAUUCAGAAAAUUUCGAAACAGAAAUUCAAGCAAAAAAGCCAAGAUUUAGUUUAGAGUAUAAUACUAAAGAAGAAGAAAAUUUAAACAAUGUUUGUUUUGACAAUAAACAACAACAACAAAAAUUUUAUUCUUUAAAUGACAAUAAUGAAUUAAAAAAAGAAAUAAAUAAUCAAAAUUCAUUUGAAAAAACAUUUUCUCAGGCAAAAACAAAAUUUUUGGGAAGUUUAAUACGUUCUAAAACUAAUGGGGAUAAUGAAUAUUUUAAAGAUGGAGGAGGAACAUUUAGACAAAGAAAGGACACAGUAAAUCCUUGCGACGAUCCAGAAAUUUUUCGAGAAAAACUUUUUGAUAAUGAAAGAGAAGGAGGUUUUGGUUGGAUUCGUGGUGUUUUAAUUCGUUGUAUUCUUUGUAUUUUUGGAGCUACACUUUUCUUAAGAAUGUCUUGGAUUGUUGGCCAAGCUGGAUUAAUUCUGGGUAUUUUUGUAAUAAUUCUCUCUUUUAUUGUUGUUAUUAUUACUGCAAUUUCUAUGUCAGCAAUAGCAACAAAUGGAGAAGUUAAAAGUGGUGGUUGCUAUUAUUUAAUUUCCCGUUCAUUGGGGCCUGAAUUUGGUGGAAGUAUUGGAUUAAUACUUUAUGUAGCUAAUACUGUUAAUGCUUCAAUGAAUUGUGUCGGUUUAGCAGAAGCUUGUGUUGAAGUUUUAAAAAAUUCUUUUAAUUUUUCUUUAAUUGAUGGAGGGAUAAAUGAUGUUAGAAUUUAUGCUUCUUUAAUUUGUUUAAUUUUACAAUUAAUUAUAUUUGUUGGAACUGAAUUUGAAAAUAGAAUGCAAUUAGCUUUAUUAGGGACUAUUUGUUUAACACUUAUAAGUCAUUUAAUUGGAACAUUUUUACCUUUAAAUGAAUAUCAACUUAAAAGAGGAAUUGUUGGAUAUUCUUUGGCUGCUCUUUUUGACAAUUUAGGGCCAGAAUUUAGAAAUGUUCCAGAUGCUAUUUAUGGAAGUUUUAAUUGGGAUUCUAUUGGGAUUAUACACAUGUUUGGAAUUUAUUUUCCAGCAAUGACUGGAAUUAUGGCGGGGGCGAAUAUGUCCGGUGAUCUUCGAGAUCCAUCAAAAUCUAUUCCAAAAGGAACAUUUUGUGCUAUCGGGAUUACUACACUUGCAUAUGCAUGGUGUAUGGUAAUUACAGCAUUAUCUACAGUCAGAGAUGCUACAGGAACUUCAUUACCAGAAUAUGAUGAACAUUUAAAUCGUUUUAUUCCCCCAGAAUGCCGUUUAAAUGAUACUUGUCGUUUUGGAUUGGCUAAUGAUUAUCAAGUAAUGACUUUACAAGGAGCUUGGGAACCUUUAAUUUUUGUUGGUGUUUUUGCUACUUCAUUAAGUUCAGUUUCUGGUUGCCUUAUUGGUGCACCUAGAAUAUUUCAAGCUUUAUGUGGUGAUAAACUUUUCCCUUUUAUUCACCCAUUUGCUAAAGGAAAUGGAAAAAAUAAUGAUCCUUUUCGUGCUUAUUUUCUUACACUUUUAAUAGCUUUAUCAGUUAUUAUGAUUGGAGAGCUUAAUCCAAUUGCCGAUUUAAUCUCAAAUUUUUUUCUUGCUGCAUUUGCAAUAACUAAUUUUGCUUGUUUUGAUGCUUCUAUAGCCAAAUCUCCUGGUUUUCGUCCAGGCUUUCGAUAUUUCAAUAAAUGGCUUUCUUUGUUUGGAUCUAUUCUUUGUGUUUGUAUUAUGUUUAUGCUAAAUUGGUUAACUUCUCUUGUAACAUUUUUUGUAUUUUUUCUUCUUUUUGUUUUUAUUAAAUAUAACAAAUCUCACAUUAAUUGGGGUACUUCAACAGAUGCAAAUCGUUAUCGUCGAGCACUUAAUUCUUUAUUAAAAAUUUCGAGAACAGAAGAUCAUGUCAAAAAUUAUAGGCCCCAAUUACUUGUUUUGACUGGAAAUCCUGUUGCUAGACAAGCCCUUGUAGAUUUUGCUUAUUGUAUUUCUAAUGGAAGAAGUCUUCUCCUUUGUGGACAUGUAACCCCCCACCAAUCUUCAGUCCAAGCAACAGAUUUAAUUCGAAAAUUAAAUAAUAGGCUAGAAAAUAUUUUCUUUAAAUUAAAUUUUCUUUUUUUAAAGAUUUACUGA